Megalobrama amblycephala (Wuchang bream) is the source of this 3097-nucleotide messenger RNA. It is a transcript of the gene pgm2, whose product is annotated as phosphoglucomutase 2. NCBI's taxonomy places the organism in Eukaryota, Metazoa, Chordata, Actinopteri, Cypriniformes, Xenocyprididae. Gene Ontology annotation, biological process: purine ribonucleoside salvage; carbohydrate metabolic process. Gene Ontology annotation, molecular function: phosphopentomutase activity; magnesium ion binding. The record is from RefSeq and is a predicted model, not a curated record. The coding region runs from base 193 to 2028 and encodes 611 amino acids. The transcript has 13 exons.
CCCGCCCACUUCGUUUCAUUCACUCAGCAAUACGGACAUACAACAUCAUUUAUAGUCCAACAGGACAGUCACUGGUCACGCUAUCGCUAUAUUCAUCCAGAGCGACCGUCAGCAUUCAUAUGUUCGUGUAAUAGAGCAGAAGUUGAAUCAUUUGUUUGUUUGAAUUACUGUUAAGUCUCGUAGAAGAGCAACAUGGAGAACGGCCUGGAAAGCACAGGAGACAGUCGUCUGGACCAAGCUGUCACGCAGUGGUUACUGUAUGACAAGAAUCCAAAGACGGCUGCUGCUGUGCGGUCUAUGGUUAAAGAUAAAGCCUUGUCAGAGCUGCAGAGGUGUUUCGGGGCCCGUAUGGAGUUUGGCACAGCUGGACUGAGAGCUGCCAUGGGACCUGGAGUGUCCUGCAUGAAUGACCUCACCAUCAUACAGACCACUCAGGGUUUCUGUGCGUACCUGGAGCAGUGUUUUACAGAUCUGAAGCAGAGGGGGGUGGUGAUUGGAUUCGAUGCUCGCGCUCACCCCCCUAGUGGUGGCAGCAGUAAAAGAUUCGCCUGCCUUGCUGCUUCUGUCUUAAUAAGCCGAGGGGUCCCAGUCUACCUCUUCAGUGACAUCACACCCACUCCAUACGUGCCUUUUACUGUGUCGCAUCUAGGAUUGUGUGCUGGUAUCAUGGUAACAGCCUCCCAUAAUCCCAAACAAGAUAAUGGAUACAAGGUGUACUGGGCAAAUGGAGCUCAGAUCAUUCCACCCCAUGAUAAGGGCAUAGCUGCAGCUAUAGAACAGAACCUUGAGCCAUGGCCUGAAUCAUGGGACACAGAUGGAGCUCUUCAGAGUUCCCUACUCAAUGACCCAUACCAGGACAUACACAGAGAAUACUGCCAAACCAUACAGCAGCACUGCUUUCACAGGGAGCUGAAUAAGAAUACUAAGGUGAAGAUUGUCCAUACAUCAGUUCAUGGAGUGGGCCACAUUUUUGUCCAGGCUGCUUUUAAGGCAUUUGACCUUCAUCCUCCAUAUGCUGUGGAAGAGCAGAAAGAUCCUGACCCGGAGUUUCCCACUGUCAAAUACCCCAACCCUGAGGAGGGAGAGGGAGUCCUGACGCUGUCCUUCGCGCUUGCAGAUAAAGAGGGAGCAACUGUUAUUCUGGCAAAUGACCCUGAUGCUGACCGACUAGCUAUUGCAGAGAAACAGAAGAGUGGGCAGUGGAGGGUAUUCUCUGGCAAUGAGUUGGGUGCUUUGCUCGGCUGGUGGAUGUUCCAAUGCUGGAAGCAGCAGAAAGUAGAGGGAAAAGCCUCCAUUAAGGAUGUCUACAUGCUAUCCAGCACGGUCUCUUCAAAAAUCCUCCGUGCCAUCGCAGUGAAAGAGGGCUUCCACUUUGAGGAGACUCUAACAGGCUUUAAAUGGAUGGGAAACAGAGCUAGAGAGCUCAUGGACCAGGGAAAAACCGUUCUGUUUGCCUUUGAAGAAGCUAUUGGUUACAUGUGUUGUCAUGCAGUUUUGGACAAAGAUGGUGUGAGUGCGGCUGCCAUUGCUGGCGAGUUCAUCUCUUACCUGGCUUCUAAAAAUAUAACUCUGUCCCAUCAACUCAGAUCCAUUUAUGAGGAGUAUGGUUACCACAUUACCAAGAAUUCCUACUUUAUCUGUCACAAUCAAGACACCAUAAAGCGGUUGUUUGAGCGUCUUCGGAACUACGACGGGGAGAACUCGUACCCUAAAGAGUGCGGGGGCUUUGCCAUCACAGCAGUGAGAGACCUUACGACCGGCUAUGACAGCAACCAGCCCGACAACAAGGCUGUUCUGCCUACCAGUAAAAGCAGCCAGAUGAUUACCUUCACCUUUGCUAACGGGGGUGUGGCUACAAUGAGGACAAGUGGCACGGAACCUAAAAUCAAAUAUUACACUGAGCUCUGUGCUGCACCAGGAAACAGUGAUCUUAACCAGUUGAAAGCUGAAUUGGAUAACUUGGUUGAUGCCAUUGUGGAACACUUCUACCAACCUGAGAAAAACAACCUGACUCCUCGACCAGAGUGAGACACACAGUCACACAGGAUUACAAAGAUAUUCUUAUCUUAUCUAAUUCUGCUAUUAUUCUUAACCUACCACACAUAACCACUCUUAUUAAAGCUUACAUAUUCUGAGUCUUAAUCUAAGCAGGUUUUCUCUUUAUGUAGAUCAAAAACUGGUGCCACAUGAACAUAACGAUUGCCUUUUUCAUUUAUAUUUUUCCACUUCUCAGUUUUCUAAUCUACAAUGUUAUCGGAUAAAAUAAUUCAUUCAUAAUUCAAAAUUAAUUUGCCUUUUUUUUUUAAAUUACAGCAGUGAUCUAUGAAUGUACUAAUGCAAAUAAAGUGUGUUUGAAUUAAUAUAAAGAUUAUUUAUCUCAGCAGAUGUAUUAGUUGAGUUGAUUGACAGAAAUGAUUCCAUAUUGCUGGAGCAGAGGACAAUAUCUAGUUGCUGUUAAAUUCAGCCAACCAAAUAACCUCAGAACUCAAAAUGCCAGCUGAUGUUAUUUAAUACCAGCAAUUAAUACAAGAAUAGUUUUACCAAAAACUAUUUAAAAGGAAUUAGAGGGACCUAACAACCUUACUGUGGAAGAGUUUGCCACGUUUACAUGAUUUCAUUUCAUUCUCAUUCCAUCAUCUACGUUAAGUGACCUGUAAUUGUUUGAUUUAUUAAAUGUAAUUUGUUUGUAAAUGUUUAUUACCAUUUUAAAUGUCAGUUUGAUAAUACAUUCAGAACUGUUAACUGUGAGGUUGAGACUGGGAACCUGUUGGGAAAGUUUUACAUUUGAACAGAAGAGAAAAGUUUUCCUUAAGCAGAUAAGUGUUUGUUAAGUGUUAAAGCAACUCAGAUGUCAUUUUGGCAGUGGUUAUGAUGCUGAGAUUUAACAGAAAAUGCCUUACUACCAACAUCAGUGUUGACUAGGCAUCUAUGUCAUCUAAUGUCACCACAUAAAAAUACCUGUUGAUUUUUUUUUUUUUUUUUUUUUUCAUGUAAAGUGAUUUCAUACGUUUCAGGUGCUUAAUAGUUUGAUACUUUUAAACUUAAAUUGUUGUUUUGUCCUCUUUUGAAUCAAUAAACAGCAAGUGGUAAUCACAAA